Molecule: messenger RNA, 1617 nt
Organism: Recurvomyces mirabilis
Lineage: Eukaryota; Fungi; Ascomycota; Dothideomycetes; Mycosphaerellales; Teratosphaeriaceae
Product: high affinity glucose transporter
Exons: 2
Coding region: 1-1617 (538 amino acids)
Biological process (GO): transmembrane transport; carbohydrate transport
Cellular component (GO): membrane
Molecular function (GO): carbohydrate:proton symporter activity
Source: RefSeq, a predicted model, not a curated record
AUGGCUGCUCAACCAAAAUACAGCGCUUGGCGCUUGCUUUACUUUAUCUUGCCGAGUGCAAUCACUGGCUUCGCUUAUGGCUGGGAGGUCGGCUCCAUGGGCGGUAUACUCGCCAUGCCACAAUUUCUGUCUUACUUCGACACACCAUCCAGCUUCUUGCAGGGUCUUAUGACAGCCGCACUAAUUGCUGGAGAAUUCUUUGGCUCUCUGGUCGUCGGCUUCACCAUUGCUGAUCGCUUCGGUCGCCGCGCCACUAUCAUAGGUUCAGCCAUUGUCUAUCUGAUCGGACAAGUGCUCGUUGUAGCUGCUCAGAAUCGGGGCAUGUUCAUAGCCGGCAGAGCAGUCAACGGCCUGGGCGCUGGCCCGCUUUUCCAGACCGUGUCAUAUUACACUGCGGAGAUCACGCCAGCCCACAUUCGAGGGAGAGUGACGUCGACACUCAAUUCCGGAAUCGCGGUCGGUCUCCUGAUCUCGUACUGGAUACAGUACGGAGCACUACACAUUCAAGGUAGUGGUUCCUGGCGAAUGUGCUUUGCACUACAGUUGGUGCCGGGAGUCGCCAUUGCGUUAUUGCUGUGCAAACGGCCCGAGUCCCCUCGCUGGCUGGUACAGCACGAUAAACACGAGGACGCCCUUAUUGUCCUCGCGAACUUGCAUGCAGAUGGCGACGUCAGCAAUGUCGUGGUGCGGUCGGAGUUCGAGGAAAUAAGAGUGGUAGUGGGCCUGGAGAAGUCCACCGCAGCGCCGUCGUACAUCACCCUCCUCUUUGGUCGAGACUAUCGUCGUCGUACAGCCCUGGCAAUGGGGCUACAAUGCAUGCAGCAAGCGUCCGGAGCGAACAUCGUACUCUAUUACGCUGCUAAGGUGUUUGCGCAGACAGGACGCAACGGGCCUUCUGCUGCACUCCUGGCGAAUGGCAUAAGUUCGGCUCUACUUUUGCUUGGAACAGUCUUACUGACGCUGUUGCUCGACACGUACGGCAGACGACGGCCAAUAUUCCUGGGUCCGCUAUGCAUGGGUACAUGUCUGGUCGUUGUCGGAUCAAUGCUGGUGAGCUUUGGAUCUCCACAUUUCGAUGAGGUCACCCAGGCGGUCCAAUUCUCCUUCAAGAACGUCCAAGCCGGCAACGCAGCUAUCGCGUUCAUGUUCCUCUUCCAAUUCUUCUUCGGCCAUCUCAGUAGCUCGAUUCCUUGGACCUAUCAAAGCGAAGUAUAUCCUGUCCUUGCGCGUGCGCGUGGGACAGCCCUUGCCGUUGCUGCAAACUACUUUACGAACUUCUGGCUUGGCCUCUACAUCCCACAAGGUCUGAACACAGCGUCUUGGCGUAUUUACUUCAUCUUCGCAGCGAUCAAUUUUGGCUGUGCAGUACUCGGCUACCUCUUCUUCCCUGAAACGGCGAAUCGUACUCUGGAGGAAUUAGAUCUGCUCUUCCUGCAUGAUCGUCGGAUCCUGGUGUGCCGAGACCCAGAUGCUUGUCGAAAAGGUGGGAUGCUUGAGACUCGCUUGGACGAAGAUCCAGAGAUGGUUGCACUGGAGUUGAGCAAGAGGCUUGGGAAGGAACAUGAACUUUUUAAUGGUAAGCAAUUGCAGUCCGUCGAGUAUGUGGACAAGGUCUGA